AGCCGCUUGAGGGACAGGAAGGAGAAAGACGGAUGUGAUUUUGGGUUGAGUUUGUUCUCUGGAAACGGGAACACACUCGUUCUGUGACCCUUCAGUGAACUUAUGUUGUGAAGGAGGGACAGAAAGAUGAGGUCAGGUAGGAGGACUAUAAAAGUUCUGCUUACCUUCAACAAAACAAGAGCUUAAACAAAGUCUGCAGAAGAUGUGGGAUGCACAGAAACUGCUUGGUCAAGAAUUUGACUAAAACAGCAACAUGUGUGUUUAAGGCGGGGGUUUUUCAGACGAAGCAGCGUUUUGUGUGUCGGCAUGAUGUGGACGACGCUGGGAUGUUUCUACCUCCUCUGCUGCAUCUGCUUGACCGAGUCCCAGCAGCUCAAGUUUGUUGUUGCUGUGUUCCGACACGGCGAUCGAUCGCCUAUUGAGUCAUACCCCAGGGAUCCACAUGGGGAGGAAGUCUGGGCUCAGGGCUUCGGACAGCUCACCGAGCUGGGCAUGAAGCAGCACUUUGAGCUGGGCAGAUUUCUACGCAGGCGCUACGGAAACUUACUCAGUGAGGAAUACAGCAGCAAAGAGCUUUAUGUCCGGAGCACAGACUACGACCGCACUCUGAUGAGCGCCCAGGCCUGCCUUGCUGGGAUGUUCCCCCCCACCAGACGCCCGCCUCCCAUCAUGCCCCAGUUACUGUGGCGGCCCAUUCCAGUGCACACCGUCCCCAGGGCCCAGGAUAAGCUUUUGAAGUCUCCAGGCAAAGACUGUCCGAGGUUCAGAGCUUUGAUGACGGAGACCUUCGAGAGCGCCCCCUACCAGAGGUUCCUCCGGGCUCACCAGGGCUUCGUGGAGAGGCUUUCUAACCACACCGGUUACCCCGUGUCCCGACUGGUUGGCAAAAAGAUCUGGAGGGUUCACGACACUCUGACCUGUCAGAGGAUCCAUAACUUGACUCUCCCUCGCUGGGCCACGCAGGACGUCCUGGAGACGCUGCGGAGGAUCGCUUCCUUCGAGGUCACAUACAGCAUCCUGAGUCACAAGCGGAGAGAGAAGGCCCGGCUCUCUGGAGGUGGGAACUCACUUUACACUGUAAAACUGAAACUAGGGGUGUUGCUAAACGCCAUCCUGAGGAAUUUCUCCGACGCCAUUGAGCGCAGCAGCAGCAGCGGCGGCAGCGCGCUGAAAUUCAUUAUGUACUCAGCUCAUGACUCCACACUCAUCACCCUGCAGGCAGCGCUGGACGUCUACGACGGCCUACUGCCUCCCUACGCUGCCUGUCAACUCUUUGAGUUCUACCAGGAGGAUGAUGGAUCCUAUUCAGUGGAGCUGCAUUACCGUAAUGAAUCCUCGUCCGAGCCCUACCCCAGCCGUGUGCCGGGCUGCGGCGGCCUGAGCCGCUGCCCUUUGGCCUCCUUCACAGAGCUGGUGCGCGACGUGAUGCCGGAUGACUGGGAGGCCGAGUGCGGCGUCAGGACCAGGUGGUCCAGCACAGGUAUCAUUACAGCUCUUGCAGUUGCAGUGGGGCUCCUGGGAGUGGCGCUGUUGUGCAGCAUAGCGGUGGCUGUCCACCAGCGGACAGCGUCCUACUCCAGGGACCUGUAGAGCAGAAAACCACCAGAUGUGCCAAAAAUAAGAAAAAC
Molecule: messenger RNA, 1628 nt
Organism: Gambusia affinis (western mosquitofish)
Lineage: Eukaryota; Metazoa; Chordata; Actinopteri; Cyprinodontiformes; Poeciliidae
Product: testicular acid phosphatase homolog
Exons: 13
Coding region: 307-1590 (427 amino acids)
Biological process (GO): negative regulation of ERBB4 signaling pathway; peptidyl-tyrosine dephosphorylation involved in inactivation of protein kinase activity; lysosome organization
Cellular component (GO): lysosome; postsynaptic membrane
Molecular function (GO): receptor tyrosine kinase binding; acid phosphatase activity; protein tyrosine phosphatase activity
Source: RefSeq, a predicted model, not a curated record